Molecule: messenger RNA, 2797 nt
Organism: Photinus pyralis (common eastern firefly)
Lineage: Eukaryota; Metazoa; Arthropoda; Insecta; Coleoptera; Lampyridae
Gene: Rrp6
Product: exosome component 10
Exons: 13
Coding region: 58-2679 (873 amino acids)
Biological process (GO): exonucleolytic trimming to generate mature 3'-end of 5.8S rRNA from tricistronic rRNA transcript (SSU-rRNA, 5.8S rRNA, LSU-rRNA); nuclear polyadenylation-dependent snoRNA catabolic process; nuclear polyadenylation-dependent snRNA catabolic process
Cellular component (GO): nuclear exosome (RNase complex); nucleolus
Molecular function (GO): nucleotide binding; nucleic acid binding; 3'-5'-RNA exonuclease activity
Source: RefSeq, a predicted model, not a curated record
GUUAUGUGCUAUUGUAGCAUGAAUUUUUCCAGAAUAAUUUGAAAAAAGUAAAAUAAUAUGGAGGAAACUACGGAAAUUAUUCCUGGAUUUCCAACUAUUAACGAUUACAAAAAGAAAGGAUUUGAACUUCUACUAGAAGCCACAAAGUCUUCAAAUGCCUUACCAUCGCAACGGGAAUGGGAUUUCUACAAAACUUACGACUCAUUUAACAAGAUACUAAACAAGGAAGGUGACAAGGUAUUACGACUGAUGAGUACAGUUUUACACAAUCAGCAGCAAAAUGUGAACAUACGAAAUAGAGAUAUGGACGAAAGAAUGGAGAUGUUGAUUGAAGCUAAUGACAAUAUAUUAGAGAAAGUAGCAAUAAGUAUUGACGAAUUAAAUGGUAUUAAACGGGCAAAUCAAGGCGACCCUCAAAUACAAGCGGUCAGCGCACAAUUACCUGUGAACGGUUCGUGGAAUCAGUUAAGUAAAGCGACUUUUUCUGUUAGCUCAUCUAUUGACGGUGUGAAAAAAUCAAGUUCGUUUAAUGCGAUACGAUUGCUUACGGCAAAAAAUAUCGUUCGUCCACAAUCUUAUUUUAAAGACAAAAUUGAUAACAGCAACAAUCCUUGGAUACCUCGCAUUACAGAGAAGCCAAACUCAAUAAAACCGUUAGCGAUCUUCCUGGAGGAAUCCGAGUUAGGUGAACAGUAUUCGCAUCCCUACGAAAUGGAAUUGGAACAUUUCACCCCGCCCGCUAAUCAGUUACUGAAAAUUAAGCCGGAAAAUGUGAAACCGCUUGAAGAAACUCCUUUGGUCGAGGUGUCGACACCCGAAGACUUGGAAAUGUGUUUGGAGGAUCUGAGGCAGCACACUGAGUUUGCGGUCGAUUUGGAGCACCACUCGUAUAGGACGUUCAUGGGGAUUACGUGUUUACUGCAAAUUUCUACUAAGGAUACGGAUUACCUUAUUGAUACGUUCACUUUACGUGACAAAUUGUGUAUAUUAAACGAGGUGUUUACAAAACCUUCAAUUGUAAAGAUCUUCCAUGGUGCCGAUAUGGAUGUGCAAUGGCUUCAACGCGAUUUAUCACUGUAUGUUGUAAAUAUGUUCGAUACACAUCAAGCGGCGAAACAACUGGGUUAUUCGGGUCUUUCGUUGGCCUACUUGCUUAAUAAAUUUUGUAACGUUGUGCCCAACAAACAUUUUCAACUGGCAGAUUGGAGAAUUAGACCUUUACCAGAUGAAUUGAAAACUUAUGCGAGAAUGGACACUCAUUACUUAAUAUAUAUUUAUUACAUGUUGAGAAAUGCGUUGCUUAAUAAGGGUAAUGGUAGUGACAAUGUUUUGAAGUCGGUUAUAUCGGAGAGUACAGAAAUUUGUAAGAAGCGUUACGUUAAACCUAUUUUAACCGAAGAGAGUCACAUGGAUUUCUAUAGAAAAUGCAAACGUAUGUUUGAUAAUCGGCAAAUGUUUGCCUUAAGAGAAUUAUUUCGUUGGAGAGAUAAACUGGCUAGAGCCGAGGAUGAGAGUACAGGAUACAUUUUACCUAAUCACAUGCUUUUACAAAUUGCUGAAGCACUACCACGGGAAGUACAGGGAAUAAUUGCAUCUUGUAAUCCGGUACCACCACUAGUACGUGCAAAUCUCCUAGAAAUUCAUCAAACGAUAUUAAAGGCUAGAGAACAAUCAUUGACAAAGCCCAUUUUAAAUGAAGAUAACAGGGGUAGAGGUAGCACUUUUCGAUUUGCCAAAUUAAAUGUAGAUAGUCCACUACAUUGCCCUCAUGAUCUAUCGAAGUCUACCGAAUUUAGAGAUGACUUACCUACUUUGUUAGGUCAAGCUGAAUAUAAAACACCCUGUGCAAAAAGUGAGCUUCAAAUUUGUAAGUCUAAGUAUUCGGUUUUUAAUGUACCUGAAAUUGAUAGUGAUGAUCAGAACGAUACAUUACUGACAGUACAAAAUAAAUCUCUCCUAGCACCCUAUCAAAGAUACGAACUCAUCAAGCCGUUUAUACGUGCAGAAGAAGAGAAGGCCACAGUCGAAGCCCAACAAAAUGAACAGAAAGAGUUAUCGAAUGAGGAUAGGAUUGCUGCUCUUCAUGAACACUUUGUGAAGGUCGCAAAGGAGACCCCACAGAUACUUGCUGGCUCAGUGAAACUAGACACGCUCGAACAAACUGAUGUUGUUCCACCUCCAUCGAUCGACACGCAAAUAGUUGCUAAUAUUUUAGAAUCUCAUCCAACUCUGAAAUCAAUGUGUGGCUCGAAAAAACGAAAGCGCGCUGUGGAUGAGAUCGAUGUUGACGAACCCGAACAAAAGAUACCGCACAAUGAAAUACAUACCCCGAAACCACAGCAGCGGCACUUUCAACGCAGGAAAAAUAAGAAAAAGAACCAACAGUUUCAGGACCAUACGACACAGCAACAUUCUCAGCCACCGAACAAGCCCAAACAACCACCCAAAAAACAAUGGAAGCAGAAACAGAAACAAAGACAACCCCAAAAACAGUCUCAAAAUCAACAAUUCCAAGCUUUUGACUACUCAUCGGUUAAUUUUCAACAGUUUCAAGGUGGUGCGGGAAGAUCGAACAAUAGGAAAGGUUUCCCAAAAAAUGAGUUCAAAGGAAAAAAUAAUAAAAAGAAAAAUAACAAACAGUUCGGCAAUAAGAGUAUGACUUACUCGAGGCGACAGUGAUAGAUUAAACUGAAACUGGAUUUUUUUCUGUGUUAUUUUCUACUUCAAAUGAUUAUUUCAAUUCAAAGACUUAUUUGAAUUUGUUAUUCUUUAAUAAAGAAAGGAAAAUUAUAUGUAA